Vespa crabro (European hornet) is the source of this 919-nucleotide messenger RNA. It is a transcript of the gene Jwa, whose product is annotated as PRA1 family protein 3. Lineage: Eukaryota; Metazoa; Arthropoda; Insecta; Hymenoptera; Vespidae. The transcript is spliced from 4 exons. Gene Ontology annotation, cellular component: membrane. The record is from RefSeq and is a predicted model, not a curated record. The coding region runs from base 153 to 737 and encodes 194 amino acids.
AUACAAUUUAUUACCCUUGAUUUUUUCUGAAAAACGUCAUCAUCCAAAAAUAUAUAGCUACGUAAGAGGAAAGUAGUGAAAUCGAGUGAAACGUUAUUAAUCUGUAGAGAUUUUUUUAGCUGCAAUCACAAAAGAAUAAGAGUAAAGUUACGAUGGAUAAAACUAAAACCGAUUCUAAUUUUGAAUUGCCACCUCUUCGGCGUUUGGAUGACUUUUUAUUGGAAUACGCUCGUUUUCAAAUACCAAAUUUUAAAGAUCUUGAUAAAUGGGGUAACAGAGUCGUAAAUAAUUUGCUUUAUUAUCAAACAAAUUAUUUGUUCAUGUUUGUGAUUAUUUUUCUCGUUGUAGGAUUAAUUCAUCCUGUAAAAAUGUUAGUUGGGAUGUUAGCAAUGGCAGUAAUAUUGGGAGGAUUUGCCUAUGUUUCGACCGAAGGAAGAUUAAUACACCAAUUUAAGCAACAAUAUCCAGGUGUAGGUAUACUUGGUAUAAUAUUGGCAGCAUGUUUUGCAACAUAUACAUUAGGAUCUCUUCUAGUUUUUCUACUUGGCAUCCUGUUACCAUUUGCAGUUAUAUUUGUACAUGCUUCUCUGAGACUAAGGAAUAUUAAAAACAAACUUGCUAAUAAAAUUGAAGGUAUUGGUUUGGCACGAACACCAAUGGGCAUUUUUUUGGAACAUCUUGAUGCGAGGAGCGCAACCUUACGUUCCCUAAAGUAUUUCAUUAAAACACGCGACUAACAACCAGUUUUGAAAUAUGUGAUUGUACUAUACUUUAAUGGGUUAUAUAUAAUGAUUAUCCUUAUAAAUCAUUACUUCCCUAAGGAAAAAAGGUUCUUCAUAUAUAAUAUUAAUUAUACUUUAUUAUUCUGUAAUUUAUACCAUCACACAAUUUGAAUAUAUUUUAUUAAUAUGAAAUUAAA